AUGGCGGCGUCGGGGCGCGCGGUGCCCAGCGACCUGUUCCCGCUCGUCUUCACCUUCCUGAGGGAGAACCACUUCGAGGGGGCGGCGCGCGCCUUCGGCAAGGCGGCCGGGGUGACAGAGCAAGAUCCCAAUGCUGCUUCUCUCUUGGACGUCUUCAACUACUGGCUGAAGUCUCCUGAAGCCAAAAAACGGAAAGCUUUUCCCAAUGGCCCACCUGCAAAGAAAGCAAAGAGAGAGUCUUCGUCCAGUUCUUCGAGCUCCAGCGAAGAUGAGGCGCCCCCAGCCAGGAAAGCAGCUCCAGGAAGUAAGCCAGCCCCCGCCCGUAAAGCAGCGGUAAAGGCAGCCCCUGUCAAGGCAGAAAGCAGCAGUGAGGACUCCAGCGACUCUUCAGACUCUGAGCAAGAGAAGAAGAAGGUCGGGGCCAAGAAUGGAAAAGAUCUCCCGGCGAAGAAAGUUCCCUCCAAAGCAAAGCCCCAGAAGAAGACUUCGUCGAGUUCCAGUUCAGAUUCCAGUAGUUCAGAAGAUGAAGCGCCGAAGAAGCAGCCGCAGAAACCAGAAGCUGUCAGAAAGGCAGGGAGGUCUCCUUUGAAGCCAGCAAAAAUUGCCAAGGGGACACCCAGAGUUGCUAAUGGCACAGCAGAGGGUGGCAGCAGCAGCAGCAGCAGCAGUGAAGAUUCUGACACCGGAAAAGGCACACCUGCAAAGACUGCCCCGAAGAAAGCUUCGCUGUCCAAACCUAAAGCUGCCCGUCCACCCCUUGGUCAAGGCAAAGCUGUGAGCAAGCAGAAGAGCAGCAGCAGCAGCGAGGAGGAUUCUUCUGACAGUUCAGAAGACGAGAAGCCCGCCUCCAAGCCCAAGCCUGGCCAGUACAGUGCUGUGCCGCCACCUUUGGUCUUAGAACCAAAGAAAGGCAAAGGGCCAGGUGUUGCUUGCAAGAAAAUUAACAGCAGUGGCAAAAAGGAGCAGAAGGCAAAGAAGACAGCAGCUGAACAGCUCGUAGCUAAACAACCAUCUCACCCCAAAUCUGCUGCUCUCACCCAAAAAGGAGUGUCUUCCUCAGAGGAUGAUUCGGACUCCAGCUCUGAGGAGGAAGGCAGGAAGGUGUCGGUCAAGCCCUGUGCCAAACCUGCCGCAGCCAAGGGGAUCACGAAACCAGCGCAGGUGAAGCAAGCGGACAGCUCCUCUGAUAGCUCAGAUUCCGACAGUUCAGAGGAAGAAGCUCCAGCAAAACCAGCUCUGAAGAAGGCAAACAAGGCCGGUAGCUGCUCUGGCAAAGACAAGAGAGCCCCCACGUCCAAGCCUGGUGCCAAGACUACCAAAGCAGUCUCCAAAUCAAAGGCCCCCGCUUCCAAAUCCAGCAGUUCAGACUCAGAGAGUUCAAGCAGUGAAGAGGAACGGAGCAAGCCUCUCUCAAACUCAGCUGGCAGAACACCCGGAAGCCGCCAGGCAGCAGGUGCCAGCAGUACCUCUUCCGAUAGCUCCAGUGAUGAAGAGCCUAAAAAGGGAGGAGGCAGACUAGGGAAGGGGGCUCAGAGCGCUAAGCAGAAGCCCAAGGCCUCAUCCACACCGGUGGGGAAAAGUCCUGCAGCGAAGCCUUGCAAAGUGGCUGGUGUCACAACAAGCCACGAGAGCGGUUUGGACCAAGGGGCAGUAAACGGAGGCCUGGCCAACAAGAAACGAAAAAGGGAAGACGAUCCGGUGCUGGAAACUCCUGAGCUCAAGAAGAGCAAAAGCAAACCUCAGACACCCCACUCAUUCCCCAAGAUGAAGCAGCAGUCAAGUCCAUUCCGCAGAGUGAGAGAGGAAGAGAUUGAAUUGGAUUCCCGGGUAGCUAACAACUCCUUUGAUGCCAAGAAAGGAGCAGCUGGAGACUGGGGCGCAAAGGCCAACGACGUCCUGAAGUUUACAAAAGGCAAAUCCUUCCGUCAUGAGAAGACAAAGAAGAAGAGGGGAAGCUACUGCGGCGGCACCAUCUCAACGCAAAUAAACUCCAUCAAGUUUGAAAGCGAUUGA
Molecule: messenger RNA, 2013 nt
Organism: Euleptes europaea (tarantolino)
Lineage: Eukaryota; Metazoa; Chordata; Lepidosauria; Squamata; Sphaerodactylidae
Gene: NOLC1
Product: nucleolar and coiled-body phosphoprotein 1
Exons: 14
Coding region: 1-2013 (670 amino acids)
Cellular component (GO): nucleoplasm; nucleolus
Molecular function (GO): protein binding
Source: RefSeq, a predicted model, not a curated record